Messenger RNA from Nilaparvata lugens (brown planthopper), 1673 nucleotides. RefSeq names its product DNA repair protein complementing XP-A cells homolog (gene Xpac). The transcript is spliced from 5 exons. The coding region runs from base 274 to 795 and encodes 173 amino acids. Gene Ontology annotation, biological process: nucleotide-excision repair involved in interstrand cross-link repair; base-excision repair; nucleotide-excision repair, DNA damage recognition. Gene Ontology annotation, molecular function: damaged DNA binding. Gene Ontology annotation, cellular component: nucleotide-excision repair factor 1 complex. Lineage: Eukaryota; Metazoa; Arthropoda; Insecta; Hemiptera; Delphacidae. The record is from RefSeq and is a predicted model, not a curated record.
GUCAUGUCUGUAGCAAGCAACAUGCAACAAAACCAUCCAUAAUCUAAACAAACAUUCAAUAGAAUAGAAAAUUAUGUUAAUUUACUGAUAUUGUAAAAUUGCAUUUCGAGUUGAAUUGAAAAGUUGUGUAAAUUUCUUGAUAUCAAAAACUGUCUUCUAGUAUUCAAAUAUACGAUCUCUAAUCUAAUACAUAAUCUGCUUUUUGUAGUUUGCGAUAGUUGAUGUUGCAUUUUUGCAUUGAUUUGUUAUAAAUAAAUAAGGCAGUAGUUUAAAAUGUCUACGUUAACUGAAGAUCAAAAAAAAUUAAUAGAGGAAAAUCGACAGAAAGCAAUACGAAUAAGACAAGCAAAAUCAGCUUCAAAAACUUUUCUCAAAAGCUCGGGUGUUGUGGAGAUGAUUGAAAACAAAACAAUAUGCGUCCAAGGAAACAAGUACCGUGACUCAGGUGGUGGAUUUCUUAUUGAAGAAGGUGAAAGUGAGGCUAAAAAGAGAAAAGUUGAAGAGAUGCCUGAACCUCUUAAGGAUUCAGACCGGCUCAAUUGCGAAGAGUGCAAUGAAAAGUUUGGAGCAUCUUUUCUUCUGCAGAAUUUCAACUAUCCUGUUUGUGACAAUUGCAGGGAUAAUGAGGAAAGGCAUAGCUUAAUUACCAGAACUGAUGCAAAAAAUGAAUUCUUCCUCAAAGAUUGCGACUUGGAUAAAAGAGAGCCAAUUCUCAAGUUUAUUCUACGAAAGAAUCCUCAUAACUCGCAUUGGGGUGACAUGAAGCUAUAUCUACGCCUACAGCUCUGCGUAUGAAUGUGAGAAGCUCGCUGUAUGAUCGAACCACAAAAGCGUCUCAUGAACACGAAUUCGGGCCUGAAACUUAUAAUGAAGAAGAUGAUACUUAUAAUCGUACGUGUUUAACCUGUGAUUAUAAUGAAACUUUUGAGAAAAUGUAACUUAUUAAAAUUACAUCACAAACUAUAGUUGCUGCUGUGCUCAACUCUAAAGAUUUAGGUAUAAUUCUAUCAUCUCUGAUCUUGCAAUGUAGGCUAAAUCAUUAGCAAAUAUAUAGUUUUAACAGUGAUUCAGUACAAAUUAGUUUACAUAUGCUAAGCAUCUGCAGUUUAGAGUUUAAUCAUCAGUCUGAUUGUUCAAUCGCCCUUGUGAAGUAUCCAGUACUGAAAUAGUACAAAUACGAGUAUAUCUUGCGUUGUCUGUGUUUCUUUUAAAAUUAAAUCAUCAAUCUCAUAAUCGAAUCGCUAUUGCAAUAUUAGUAUAUAAUUUAAUAUAUUUUUAAAUCACAACUUGUAUUUCUUCUUUUCGUCAAAUAAUAUCUAACUCUUACUGAGCAUUCAAGUAUUAUUAAACUGUAUUUUCAGCAAAACUCAGAUCAUAAUGGGUUUUUCUGCUUCAAGUAAUAUUCAAAAAUUAAAAUAUUUAUGUUGGAAAAUGUUCAAUACCAUUUUUAUGUAUUUUCGUAGUACUAAUUUGAUAUGGAAUGUAUUGUUGAUUCAAUUUAUUAAAAAUAAACAACUUUACUACAAUGUUAUUAAUCUUGAUAUUAGUGUUUCAGUCAUCUUUAUCCAGUGAUAUUACUCUUGAUUAACUGAUAUUGCCCAGUAUUGUUUUCUAUUGUCAUUUUAUAAAUAAGUAUGAACUAUUCGAUUAAUAAAACUUAUAUUUUUCAAGCA